This is a messenger RNA of Podarcis lilfordi (Lilford's wall lizard), 7257 nucleotides long. NCBI's taxonomy places the organism in Eukaryota, Metazoa, Chordata, Lepidosauria, Squamata, Lacertidae. The record is from the annotation of a GenBank genome assembly.
AGCAGACAAGCGUGGCUGACCCGUCCCUUAUCGCUUCUUCUAGCCCUAGAAGAAAAGAAGACAGAGCAUUCGGGGUAAUAAUGGCUGCAACGCAAUGAGAGAGAAAAGCGGGUGGGCUUGAGAGAGACAAAGAGAAGGGUGUGUGUGUGUGUGUGUGUGUGAGAGAGAGAGAGAGAGAGAGAGAGAGAGAGAGAGAGAAUAUUGACUGAGAUGAAUUUAUUUACCCACCUAUGCUGUGGUUUGUGGCCCUGCUCUGCUGUGCGAGAAAUGCACUUUGUACAUGCUCCAAGGCACACUUUGCUUUCUGGUUAUUUCAUAUGUCCCAGAACUGGGUGUCUCUGCUAAAAACAAGUGCAGGCUGUGUCUUGAUUAAUUUGUUAUAUAUGUCAGAUUUUCUGCAAGAGGACAGAACUUUGGUUAAAACUGAGUAAUGGUUAGAGUGACCGAUGAGGACAGGUUCAAAUCUUCAGUCUGCCACCACAAAGCUCACAGUCUCGCCUUGGGCCCAUCACCUUCUCUCAGCCUAAGCUACCUCACAGGAUUGUUGUGAAGAGAAAAGGGUGGGAGAAGAGAAGACAGAAUAGAAAUGUCAUAAUUAAACAAACGCUCUAACAUUUGGCGCCGACAAACAAGCUGCUAAAUUCCUAUUUGAUCCUGCUCACAGAUGUCUCUCCCUAACCUUUCAACAAAAACGAUGUGGAUUCCUGUUUCAUUCAGAUCCAAUCUUUCCCACCUAUAUUUAUGAUGGCAGGGGGGAUUUUUAACAUUAUCCUUUUGUCCUGCAUUAAAGGCUGUGGCAGAAGAGGCUCUGUGGGAGGUGCGCACACACAUCAUGCCCAUAAAGGAUAGCGCUGCUUCGUCCCAGAGAGAGCAGAGGCGGCUGCAGUCUGCAGAACUGUGCAUUGCCGUGAAUGUGGAAUAUAGAAGAUUGUCUUACCAUAGGAGAAGUGUGUUAUUAAAGAGAGGCCUGAAGAGGAUGUUGGCAUGUUGUAGUUGGGCAGCACAUAGAAUUGGGGGCUGCAGUGCGUACUGAGCACACACCACAUUUAAAGUGCAUGGCUUCCCCCCAAAAAAGAAUCCUGGGAACUGUAGUUUAUUAAGGAGGCUGGGGGUUGUAGCUCUGUGAGGGGCAAACUACAGUUCCCAGGAUUCUUUGGCGGGGAGCCAUGUGCUUUAAAUGUGGUGUGUGCGCCUGCUGCCUAUGUUUGAGGUGUGUGUCGAGGCCUUCUCACUGCAUGUGGGGGAAAGUGCAUAAUCCAGUGGUGCAGAGAUGGUGCACAAAAGUGACACAGGGGUGUGAACAGCCGGGUAUUAAAAUGUGGAGAUGACAUGAUCCUGUUUGUGGCAGCAUUAAGCAGGUGCAGAAAUACCCCUGUGUAGGUAAGUAUUUAUACUGUGGUCCAACAGGAGUCUGGGCAAGGAUGUUGCAUACACAGAUUUGUGUUUACCAUAUAAACAGCUUUACGACAGAGUUUAUUCCUGUUUCUUUUGUAAACAUAAACUAGUUUCAAACUGAUUUAACUAGAAAGAUCAGUUAUUUGGUAAGGGCACUGGUCAUUUCCUCCCCUCUCGUCCUUAUAGAUUUAUAACCACCAGGGUUAUUUAAAGGGGAAAUUCAGGACACUUUAGAGCAUCUCGUCUAGGCAUGUCUUCAGAAAACACUUGUCACUUGCCGCAGACUUUAUGGGAGGGGAUGUUGUCUGUGAGAGAAGUUGUUGGUUGCCUUCCGAAUGCACCCAUCUCAAGGCAACGUACAGGAGACAACUGAAACAGCUAAAAACACUUAAAAACAACACAGAAAAUGGUAGAUGUGUUUUUAAACACAAUACAAAAUAAACACCAGUGGCAGAGAUCUUUUCACCCAGCUGGAAAAGCCUGUUGGAGCAAGAAUGCCUUCAAUUGUUUCCAGAAAGUUCAGAGAGUGGGCGCUUGUCGUAUCUUGACAGGAAUGCUAUUCCACAGAACAGGGGCAGCCCCACUGGAAGCCCUGCUCUGAGUAACUGUGGAGGAAUAAAUAAAUGCAAUAAAAAAAAAAUAAAAAAGCAUAUGGAAGAAGGUGAUCCUUAAGAUCCCCAGAUCCUAAGCUCUUUAAGGAUUAAGCCACAUCCCAAGUUUUUCACACAAUUGACCAACACAACCGCAGCCUUCUGGCCUUGGAAGGUAAUAGCCACAUGCCUUUCCGUGUGCAUUUGCAGAUAUAUACCAGCAGGAGGCGACAUUGCAACCCACCUGAGCAGAGGACGCUGCCACCUAGGGCCAUCUCGGGGAACUGCACUUCCGCCACACCAGAUCUGUAUUCAAAUGCACCCCUUGCUUGGUCUGGUGCAUCGCCACCCUUGGCUGGCGAAUGUUGUUGCCUACGGCACACUGUUUUCAGCGGCAGAUGCAGCCCAGCAGAAGUUGGCUAAGCCGUGCCAGGAUCCCCGCAGACACGACGGUUUGGAUCUGAAGCAGACGGCAAAAGUGGCGCUGGUCGGGUUCACAUUCCACGCCAACUUCAAUUACGCCUGGUUCCGGAGCCUGGAGCGCCUUCUUCCAGGAGCGAAAGUGACCACGGUGAUAGCAAAGGUCACUUGCGACCAGGUCAUCGCUGCGCCAAUCACCAUCGGGGCUUUUUACACCGGUGAGAGACAGCAGGGGUGAAGAAGGGGCUGGAGGGGGAUGGAGAGCUCUUUGAAGGUGAUGAGUUUGCUUCCCUCCCUUUCUCAGGUCUCUCUCUCCUGGAUGGUGAAAGCAACAUAUUUGGGAAGCUGCAGGAGAAGUUUUGGCCAACGUACAAGGUAAUAAUAACAGCUUUGUAGAUUCUGUGCUAGGCAAAGAAACACGCAAACAGAAAAAAGAGGGCAUUGUGGCAUCAUAAAGACUAGUUUUUCAGUAUCCCGGGCAGGGCUGGGACCUGGAGGGUCACUGAUUUCUACUCCAGUGGGGAGUUUCCGCUCGACAAAGUGUAGGAUCAUGGCAAUGAAAAUAAUACAGUAAAUAGAGUUGGGGAAACCCUGUUUAACACCUGAUCCCACUGAGAAUGGUUCACUUUGAGAGCCAUUGUUAUCUGAAAUUGUCGCUGUCAUAUUAUCAUGGAGGAGCCAAAUGAUGUUUACAAAUUUAUCUGGGCAGCCAAUUUUCAGAAUGACAGUCCACAGGGCAUUACGAUUUACAGUGUUGAAAGCCUUAAAAGGUAAAGGGUAAAGGGACCCCUGACCAUUAGGUCCAGUCAUGGAUGACUCUGGGGUUGCGGCGCUCAUCUCGCUUUAUUGGCUGAGGGAGCCGGCGUACAGCUUCCGGUCAUGUGGCCAGCAUGACUAAGCCGCUUCUGGCGAACCAGAGCAGCACACGGAAACGCCAUUUACCUUCCCGCCGGAGUGGUACCUAUUUACCUACUUGCACUUUGAGGUGCUUUCGAACUGCUAGGUUGGCAGGGGCAGGGACCGGGCAACGGGAGCUCACCCUGUCGAGGGGAUUCGAACCGCCAACCUUCUGAUCGGCAAGCCCUAAGCUCCGUGGUUUAACUCACAGCACCACCUGUGUCCCUGUCAAAAGCCUUAGUCAGGUCAAUAAACGCCAUAUACAGGGGUUGGUUUUGCUCUCUGCAUUUUUCUUGAAGCUGUCGAGUGGUGAAAAUCAUGUCCACUGUCCCCCUAGAAGGCCGGAAACCAUUUUGGGAUUCAGGAAGGGUCACCUUGACUAUUGUUAAGAGACAGUUUGCUAAGAUCGUUGCAAGAAUUUUGCCGGCUGCAGCUAAUAGAGAGAUGCCUCGAUAGUUUUCCACAAUCAGUUCUGUCACCUUUUUAAAAGAGAUUGGUAAUUUUGGCAUCCCUAAAGUCUCCUGGGAUCUCUUCUCUUUCCCAGAUUUUUUCGAUAGUAGCAGGGGCCCACUAUCUGAAUUUCCCAGAAACAACUGAAGAUAUCUUUUUCCUCCUGUCAAGAUUUCUCAGCUGGUUGGACAGGUGUGGUGUGUGUGUCCAUUUUGUAUUGUUCUUAAACUAAUCUUCGGUUAUUUUUGUGACUUUUCCGUUAUAUUUUGUGCCUCGCCUUGGGACAGAUGUGGAAGCCGAUUAAUAAAUAACAAGAAUAAUACUUUGGUGCACAGUCCGUCAGCCAUUUUGUUAAGGUAGCUUCUGACCCUUGGUGCCUCAGGAGUAGAAGAAGAAGAAGAGGAGGAGUUUGGAUUUGAUAUCCCGCCUUUCACUCCCUUUAAGGAGUCUCAAAGUGGCUAACAUUCUCCUUUCCCUUCCUCCCCCACAACAAACACUCUGUGAGGUGAGUGGGGCUGAGAUACUUCAAAGAAGUGUGACUGGCCCAAGGUCACCCAGCAACUGCAGGUGGAAGAGCGGAGACGGGAACCCGGUUCCCCAGAUUACAAGACUACCGCUCUUAACCACUACACCACACUGGCUCUCAAGUAGCUGCUGUGGACUCCACAGCAAAGUCCUGCAACUCCUUAGUGUGAAAUCCAAGCACUGUUGAGGAACUUCAUCUUUAACCCUUAUGUUAAAUUUGCUAUUUAUUUAUUCCCCCCCCCCCCCAUUUAGGCUGGUGUGCUGUGCUGGACCUUGUUCCAGGUACGUAUUGUGGUCCAUGCUUUCCUUCCCUGAAUGAGCUGGAAGCCUUGCCAGCUUCCCCCACCCCACCCCACCCCACCCCAAACAGAGCUCCUGUGCCAAUAGACAACUGCAAGAGAGACAAGCAGGUUUUUCCUGUCACAAAGGGAUAAAGCAUUAGGAAAAACAUUCCCCUGCUUCAUUUCUGCUAGUCAGGGAGCUGCUGAAAAGCAAACCUAAAAUAUUUGAAAUGCAUCACUUCCUUCCCAGUUGCCCUAGGAAUACACUGGAUUUUUGAAAGCCUGCCGGGAAUGUAUUGAAAUUGUUUAUUUAUUCCAACAAUCUGUACACCACUUAAUUAUAGCUGUCUCUCAGUAGACCCAAAACAAUAAGAUUACAUAUGAAUUAAAACUAUAAAAGCAAAAUUCAGUUAGAAAGCCUGCUGGAGGGUGGUUUGGGUUUGGGGGUUUGGGUUGUUUUGUUUUGUUUUGUUUUGUUUUGUUUUGUUUUGUUUUAGGCUUUAGAAAGUGCCAGAAGUUCAACAGAGUGGUUGAUACUUUGGGACCUGCCCCAAAUAGCCAUCAGGAAAGCAGCCUUGGACCCAGUCAUAUCAUUGGUCCACCUAGCUCAGUAUAGUCUAUGCUGAUUGGCAGGAGCUGUCCAGGGUUUCAGGCAAGGAUCUCUCCCAGCCCUGGGACCUUUUGAACGCAAAGCAGAUGCUCUACCACUGAGCUACCGCCCAUGGACUUUGAGAAGGAUUGCCCUAAAAGAGACUGGCUGGAGAUCCGGGUGACCUCAAGGAUGGCCUUCACCCUAUGACCUUCAAAGAUGCUAAUAUCUGCUUUGGAGGUCCUGCUCACAUGCGUGUUGGUAAGGCCAGUUUGGCUAGCAUACGUGAGAGACAGGGGCUUUUCCGUGGUGGCCCCACAGUUAUGGAACUAACCUUGUGAUUGGCUUAUGCUUGGCUGCUUCAACACAGGCUUUUAAGAGGGCCUUGAACAUCUCUCUCUCUUCAUUGCCGCCUUUUCUUUAGACUGUUAAUGACUUGUGUGACUCAGAGCAGUUUCCCCGAAAUAAUCAUACGCCUACUUUGUGUGCCUAGCGCAUACAGGAGCACUCUUUUUAUGUACUUCUUUUUCUGAGGGUUUGGCCGUAAAGAGCAGUUUAUAAGAUAUUUGAAAGAACAACAAAUAAGUAUGCGAUAGGCACGAGAGGUAUCAUCGCUAGUCUAAGAGGCACACACAGAGCUACCCUCCCCAAGACCAGGCACAGGCAAACUCUGGCCCUCCAGAUGUUUGAGACUACAAUUCCCAUCAUCCCUAGCUAGCAGGACCAGUGGUCAGGGAUGAUGGGAAUUGUAGUCCCAAACAUCUGGAGGGCCGGAGUUUGCCUAUGCCUGCCCAAGACCAUGGGAUGCUGAUGACCCCUUCCUCUCAGAUGGUUCAGAUGCAUUCCUACAGUCACUAGGAAUCAUUCACUUUCUUGAAGAAGCUAGUUCCAUAAGGAAGCAAAGAGCCCAGAAACCUGGGUGAUAAAGCUGACCAUCCCCUUUACAGAAUCCAAUGCAGUGUUGUGGUUGCCACGUCAGACGAAGGUCAGGGAGCUCCAAUCCCGACAAAGCUCCCUGAGUGACCACUUUCUCACAUCCUGGCCUACCUUACAGGGUUGGUGUUGUUGUUGGGAUGAAAUGGAAGUUGGGGGCUGGGGAGAACGAGCACCACCUUGUACAGCACCCUCAGCUCUUUGGGCAGGGUAUAAAUAAUAAAUCAUCAUCAUCAUCAUCGGUCAGUCAAUAAAAUAAUACCAGCAGAAUCAGAGCAUGUGCUGCCAUCCAAGAACCACUGGUGGUUUAUGUGCCUCCCUCCUCAUCUCUCUCUCUCUCUCUCCCUCCACCAGGCAGUGAAUUUUGCUCUUGUGCCACCCCUGUUGCGCACAGCCUACGUGGGGGCCUGCUCCUUCCUGUGGACAGCAUUUCUCUGCUACCUGCGCCAAACUGAUGCUCACGACACCACCUCCCAGCUCUUCCAGGCGGUGCCAGGCUUGGCCGGGCUGUUUCCAUCCAGGGCAGGAGAGAAUCAAGUAAAGAUGCCGUCUGAGAAGUGAGCAAAGGGCCGUGCUGUGGUUUUUUCGGCACCCCAUCUCCAUUUCUAGUUCUUGGUCUCUGCAAACCUUGCCCAGGGAAUGGCGGGAGAUUUGUCUCCUUAAAUUAACACCCUCAUGCCCACCUUCUUCAAAACACGGCCUGCUCCUCAUGCUGCACCGGUAUAGGAACAUACAACUGCAGAUGUGAGAAGCAGGGCCUUUACAACGAUGGCCCCAAGGCUAAGGGAAUGCUCUUCCCCUUGAGGCCUGCAUGCCUUCUCAAAGACAUACCAUCAGCCAUCUUUUAGGGAUGCUGUAAAGAAUGCAGCAAGAUUAAGAGGAAGAGGAAUGCUUUGAACACUCUAAAACGCUUUAUAAAUUCUGGCUGCACCCUGGAAAAACACUGGGCAGUUGAACAAAAGAUCAUUAUUCCCCUAUCUCUCCCCGUUCUUUUCCCCCAACCACAUAAUGUCUACGUCAACAGUGUCUCAUACCAAAUGUAAACAAACUCUGAAAAAGAAUCUAUGAAUUGAAAGUGGAGACGCUGUAUGUAUUUUCUUCCUUGUUUUGUUACGCAAGAAAAUCUUAAAUAAGAACAAAUUUAAAACAACUGAAUAAAUAAAUGCUGGCUGCAUGC